GGGAGGGCUACUUGUAAGGGGGCUGGAAUUCAGAAUUCUGCAUCGUGUGUCUGCGUAUUUUUCCCUAAAUAUUAUUAAUAUAUUAAUAAAGGCCAUUUGCGCCAUCUCUCAUCAAGCCGACUACUGGACCAAUGGCGAAGAGAGUGGCGAUCAUCGGUGCCGGAAUCAGUGGCCUCCUUGCCUGUAAAUAUACUUUGGAGAAGGGUUUCCGUCCGGUCGUCCUCGAAUCCAAGGGAGGAAUUGGUGGAGUUUGGGCACAAACUUUGGAGACUACCAAGCUCCAGACACCGAAGCUUGUCUAUGAAUUCUCAGAUUUUCCAUGGCCAUCUACCGUAAAAGAAGAGUUUCCCAACAGCAACCAGAUCAUGGAGUAUCUUGAAUUGUAUGCUCGGAAGUUCGACCUUCUUCGCCAUAUCAAAUUUAAUUCUAAAGUGAUCGGCAUCGACUACGAGGGAACUUCUAACGAUGAGAUUCUCUCAUGGAGUCUUUGGGGUGGCACUGGUGAGGCCUUCGGUCCUAGAGGCAAGUGGAACAUCACCGUUCAAGAGGCCAACACUGAAUCAACUCAGGUUUACGAAGCGGAAUUUGUGAUCCUUUGCAUCGGACGUUACAGCGACCUUCCAAAUAUUCCAGUAUUCCCAGAAAACAGGGGACCAGAGGUGUUCGAUGGCAAUGUGAUACAUGCAAUGGACUACUCAGCCAUGGAUAACGCAACUGCAGCUGAGUUUAUUAAAGGAAAGCGUGUUACGGUGGUGGGGUUCCAGAAAUCAGCGUUGGACAUUGCAUCAGAAUGUGCCAAAGCAAAUGGAGUCAAGCAUCCUUGUACAGUGCUAUACAGGACUGAACACUGGAGUAUGCCUAAUUACCUGCCAUGGGGGGUGCCCCUUGCUCUUUUGUACCUCAACCGCUUCUCAGAGUUCAUGAUCCAUAAGCCUGGUGAAGGAUUCCUACUAUUUCUCUUGGCUACCCUACUUUCACCUUUGAGGUGGGCAUUCUCAAAAUUUGUAGAGAGCUACCUAAGAUGGAAGCUUCCUCUGAAGAAGUAUGGAAUGAUACCUAAACACAGCUUCUUUCAACAAAUUUCCAUGUGCUCAAUCACAAUCUUGCCAGAUAAAUUUUAUGACAGAGUGGCAGAGGGAAGCAUUGUUUUGAAGAAAUCAAAGAGCUUUAGCUUUUGCAAAGAUGGAUUGAUGAUUGAGGAUGAGAUUGCACCUCUACAAACAGAUAUUGUUAUAUUUGCCACAGGAUACAAGGGAGAUCAAAAGCUAAAAGACAUUUUUACUUCACCCACUUUUCAAGAACAAGUGAUAGGUUUACCCACCACAACAGUUCCACUCUAUAGAGAGUGCAUCCAUCCUCGAAUUCCACAACUGGCGAUAAUUGGAUACUCAGAGAGUCUUGCAAACUUGUAUACUUCAGAAAUGAGAUGUCGAUGGCUGGCGCAUCUCCUUGAUGGUAGUUUCAAGUUACCUUGCAUAUCAGAUAUGGAGAAAGAUAUAGCAAGAUGGGAAAAUUUCAUGAAGAGGUAUAGUGGUCGGUACUUUCGGGGAUCAUGUCUUGGUGUGGUACACAUUUGGUACAAUGAUCAGUUAUGCAAGGAUAUGGGAUGCAACCCCAAGAGAAAGAAUGGGCUUCUUGGAGAAUUGUUUGAACCUUAUGGUCCUGCAGAUUAUAGAGAUCUAUCCCCUAUUGAAAGCUCAAAAUAGUCUGCAACUCUCUCACACAGAGUUUUUGGGUUACUAAGCAAUGGUUUAACAAUCUAUUAUAUCGUUUCUCUCAAUCAGACAAUGUAAGAUAUUUAUGCAAUCUAAUAAGCAUUGAUUUAUAUAGCUCCGAUAUA
Messenger RNA from Nelumbo nucifera (sacred lotus), 1840 nucleotides. RefSeq names its product putative flavin-containing monooxygenase 1. The record is from RefSeq and is a predicted model, not a curated record. NCBI's taxonomy places the organism in Eukaryota, Viridiplantae, Streptophyta, Magnoliopsida, Proteales, Nelumbonaceae. Gene Ontology annotation, molecular function: N,N-dimethylaniline monooxygenase activity; NADP binding; flavin adenine dinucleotide binding.